AUGACGUCUGUUCACUCGGAGCCUCAAAAUAAGCAGACACCCGACACAGGGCCUGCAGCGGUCCCAGCCGCCCCCGCCGUGUCCGUCAAGGAAAAGUACCAGGUGGCCGAGAAAAUCGUCAACGAGGAGUACAAAAUCUGGAAGAAAACGUCGCCGCUGCUGUACGACGUUAUCUACUCGUACGCGCUGCCGUGGCCGAGUUUGACCGUGGAGUGGCUGCGGCGGACCGAGCAGACGGGCCACGCGGUGCGUGCGAGCUUUUUGGUCGGCACGCACACCUCGGACGGCUCGCAGAACUAUUUGCGACAGUACUCUGUCCAACUGCCCACCACAGACGACUCUGCGGACAAAAGUCUCUUUCAAGGCAACCAGAUCUCCCUGCAGCGUGAGUGGCCGCAUCCUGGCGAGAUCAACAAGCUGCGUGUCAACCAGGAGACCGGGCUGGUGGCCACACAGACCAACAGCGGGGACGUGCUGAUCUACGACCUGGAGAACGGGGGGCGUGUCAAAACUCUCAAACACCACACCAAGGAGGGCUUCGGGCUGGAGUGGAACCCGAAUUUUGCGCAGAAUCAGCUGCUGUCGAGCUCUGAGGACCACACCGUCGCUCUCUGGAGCAUGGACGCAGACGUGCCGGUGCGGGUGUUCCACACGCACACGGGCAUUGUGAACGACGUGGCGUGGAACAAGCAGCACAACAACGUGGUGGCGUCGGCGAGCGACGAUCUGUCACUGCAGAUCCACGAUCUGCGCGCGCCGCGGCCCGUGGUGGCCGUGGCCAACGCGCACGACGGCCCGCUCAACGCGGUGGCGUUCCACCCGGACGUGGGCACGCUACUGGCGACAGGGUCGUCCGACAACCUGAUAAAUUGCUGGGAUUUGCGUCUGAUGGAGCAGCCGACGCGCAAACUAUACGGCCACUCAGGCUCUGUGGUGGACCUCAAGUUCCGCGAAAACCUGCUGCUGUCGUCGUCGAGCGACCGCCGCGUGCUGGUGUGGGACCUGUGCCACAUCCGCGAGGGCGAAUUCGACGUCAAGGAGCACGAGCGUAAGAAGGGCGAUUAUACAGACCCGUGUCUGGUGUUUAUGCACGGGGGCCACACAGGCCGCAUCUGCGAGGCUGAUUGGCACCCUGUGCUGGACAACGUCGUGGCCAGCUGCGCAGAGGACGGCCUGGUGGAGGUUUGGCGGCCGCGCCACGUCGACCAGCGCGAGGAGGAGGAGUAG
Molecule: messenger RNA, 1227 nt
Organism: Ogataea parapolymorpha DL-1
Lineage: Eukaryota; Fungi; Ascomycota; Pichiomycetes; Pichiales; Pichiaceae
Product: histone-binding protein RBBP4
Exons: 1
Coding region: 1-1227 (408 amino acids)
Biological process (GO): regulation of gene expression
Cellular component (GO): Rpd3L-Expanded complex; Rpd3L complex; cytoplasm
Molecular function (GO): histone binding
Source: RefSeq, a predicted model, not a curated record